CUUCAAGCGGGCGGAGCUAAGAGACGCAGUCUGUGAUUACCGCAGCCAUCUGUUCUGCUCUGCUUCCGUGAAAUCCGACUCCAGUCAGACAGAGUUUCCAAAAGCGACAAGAUGGUGACCAAGAGGAUCCGCUCGGAGUACAUGAAGAAAUUCAAAGACCCCAAAUGGGACACCUAUGCUAAGUGUUAUGAGGAGAUGCUGAAAUACAGGUUGACCCGGAGGCUGCUGGAGCACACACACAACCCCUGGUUCUGGAGUGGUUCCGACACUGAUUCAGACUCCGGAGGAAGGAGUCCCUUUCCUCCCAGUAAGAACCAGGUACGGCCUGAGACCAGCAGAGACAGGGGUGAGGCAGAGCUGGAGGAGUGUGAGGGGGCGAGGGUGGAGAGAAACACACUGACUGUACCCAGGCUUCCCCUUCAAGAGGAGGAAGAGGAGGUGAAUGUGUCUGCCCGACAGUCUGCUGUCCAUGGCUCACAGCUUGAAGGUGCCAGAGAGACGAGAGUACCAGAGGAGGAGAGAGAGGAGCAGAGAGCCAGCAGCAGGGGCAGUAAACAGUUAACAGCCCCUCACAGGGAACAAGAGAAAGACACUGGUGGACCACAGCAGAGUAAACCCUCCAAAUCCUCAAAGCAGACCUGGCGCUCCCAGCGGGUCAGGCCCGCCCCAACGCGGCAGCCCUGGGAGGACAGCAAGGACAACAAGGACAACAGACAUCCUUUCGCUCUGUACGGUUCAGGAGAGAAGGAUGCAGACAUCGCAGGCAGGAAGACACACAAUGUUGGGCCUGUAGCUUCGACAAAUGAGAUCCAUGAGUCAGCUCUUCGCGCGAAGACCAGAAGGGAGGUAGAGCGUCAGAUCCUGACCCAGAGGACCGAGCGCCGGAGAGCCAAGUCUGCCGAUCUGGACAAGGCCAAAAAGUUGGUUCAACCGGAAUUCAACCCCUGGCUCACUGAGUACAUGCGCUGCUUCUCUGCUCGCUCCCGAUAGGACACACACACACACACACACACACACACACACACACACACACUUAGCAGAAUUACUUCCAGUCCAGACAAAAAUACAAAGUAAAAGCCAUUAUUGCCUAUCAACCCUGAGGUUUAAACACCCAUAGAUGUAGAAUAGAGCGUGGGACUGAAUGUGUAUCACUCUCGUAUUCAGGAUGUAAACUGAAAAAACCUUGAACUCUGAAAUUCACAGCGUGGCUUAAUGUUUUUUAUAUAUAUUGAUUUUUAAUAUAUACAAUAAGAAACAUUUUACAAGGUUGAAGUGACUCUUGAAAUAAAUAAUUUGAAAGUAAAUAUAUAAUUAAUGGAUACAUAUACUGUUUACAGAUAUUUUAAAUGCAUUUUAACAGCUGUACUUUGAUGCAGUCCCUUUAAACACAGGCUAUAUGAAAUGUGCCCAUAUUCCUUACACAGGAAUCAGUGUAAUUCACAAAGGGGUACAUGGCAGCAUGUCUGAAUAGAUUCAGACGCCUUCUUAGAUCUGAGAUCAAAUGAAGAAUGUACAUCCACAUAUAGACAAAGAACAACACACACACACACACACACACACACACACACACACACACACACACACACACACACACAAUCAAGUUGUUUGUAUUCCAAAAAAAUCAUAGUAAGCACAACAAGAUGGUUUAAUCAACAGUCAGUUGAUGUUGAAGUUUUUCUCAGAUUUAUGCAGCUUUCAAUGUGAAUAGGCAUUUUUCUUUGAAGUAUUGAUGGACAUACAGAGCUACGUCUGUUUAAGAGUUUUUCAGACUUUCAGGUCACUCAGUGCUGUGAACUGGUUCUUGUCGAUUUAAUGGUUUGAGUAAUGGUUUAGGGGUUGAUCCCAAUUUAUUUGGUUUAGAAUAAAUAGUGAAUCAAACUCUAUGUAAAGUCACAUUUGUGUGAUGUGGCGGUUGAAUUUCCUCUUGAACUCAUUAACAGUUUUACGUGUUAUUGACUUAAAAUAGUUGUGUUUGUUGUUUAGUUGUGUUAAUAUACAGUAACAAAUCAAUCUGAUGCUUUUACAGUGUGAAAAUAGAUGUAUGUGACAUUUAAAAAACACUGUAUGACUGUGAAUAGUGUACUUCUGUUAUACAUUUCCACCAGAAAAAACAUAAUGUUAAAAAUAACACACAGCUGAUUAUUGGUUAUUUUCAAAGCAUAACAAACACAGGUUUAUUGUUGAGUCCAACUUUCUUUAUCAUUAUUGAUACUGAAUGUGCUUUAGAACCAAACAACAACAGUGGACAUUAAGCUGAUAAUAAAUACAUAAUAAAUAGGGUUUACUGGUAAAAGCAGCAUACACUCUAAAGCCUGACCAAAUAAAACAGCACUUUGAUAAUUAGUCACCUUUCUGUAUAAUAUUUGUACAGAACACCUUGCCAACUAUUUAGGUUCUUAUGUAAUUCAUUCAUCUGUUGAAUCUCUGUAUGUUAAUGAUGUAUUGAACAUGAAACGAUGUAUUGAACAUGAAACAAUGUUAUUUGUGCUCACACAAGAAGACGAAGAUUGACUUUGAAAGCUUUGUGUAAUGGAUCUGGUCUUUUCAGGAUAUUGGGUUUCAAUAUAUGAACCAUGAGAAUUUAGAUCCUUUUUGGUUUCCUUGUGUCAGCGAUUAUGAUAAAUGAGCUCUGUGCCAUGAAGACUUUUCUCCCUUUACAACUAUAAUUAUUGAUGUGAAUAAUGUACAGAGAAAAAGACGGGGCAGUUUGAGGUCUGUGCUUACAUUUGGACUUUUUUUUCUUUCUUUGUUUUGUUGUUGCAGCUCUGAGUUCAGUAUUACAUUAUGUGCUUUUGUUUAGUUUUUCUGUGUUUAAGUUAUACUACAGUAUAGUUCCAGGAACAGAUGUGAAAUCUUGUGCAAUAUUAUUUUACUUUAAAUAUUUAAAUGUUUUUUUUUAAGAGGUGGUGAACUUUGACAAUCUCUGAAGAAUCCCUGUAUUCUUCAAUAAUUAUAGACCAAACUAUAGUUAAAAUCUUCUUAAUACUGUAGAGACACUUUACUUUUAAUGAGACAUUUCUAUACUUGCCACAUUUUUCUAGGUUUCCUUGGUAUAGAAUAGAAGACAUACACCAGGCCUAAAUAUUAUUUUAGGCCACCACAUGUCCAAAUUUUAAAUAGUUAUUUUAAUAGUUUUAAGUGUUACCGCAGUGUAGAGUCUGAUUUUCUGCGGUUACAAUCUAAUUGAUCUACUUUACUGAUGACAGACAGGGUACGAUAAUUACAAAAUACUGUAAAAUUCACUGAUACUUUAGAUUUUCAUGUUUAUAUUUUAGGCUUUUAACAUACUGUCUGUACAUAUUUUAUAUGGUUUAGAGGAAAAGACUGCUGAGGUUAAAUGGUGUGGUGCAAAGUUUUUAAUAAAUCACUUUUCCGCC
Molecule: messenger RNA, 3377 nt
Organism: Dicentrarchus labrax (European seabass)
Lineage: Eukaryota; Metazoa; Chordata; Actinopteri; Moronidae
Gene: ccsapb
Product: centriole, cilia and spindle-associated protein b
Exons: 5
Coding region: 112-990 (292 amino acids)
Biological process (GO): regulation of mitotic spindle assembly
Cellular component (GO): cytoskeleton; ciliary transition zone; centriole
Molecular function (GO): microtubule binding
Source: RefSeq, a predicted model, not a curated record